AUGUUGGUUAUUGAACAAUCGCAAGGUGUCUGUGCUAGGUCUUUGUGUGGCUUUGCUCCACAAAUGGAACCUAUCACUUCCAACGAAUAUGGCUUCUCUCCUUCCCCUUCCACUACUUCGUCUAUUCACUGUUUCAGAAUCCACCCCUUUGCUCCUUCCACUCAAGGUUUAGAUAAUGGAGUUGCGUUCAACCGUUGCCUUCAACCGUCGUUAACCUUUGCCUUCAACCGUCGUUGCCCGUCGCCUUCAACCGUUUCUCAGAGCUUAGCGGUUUCUCUGAGCUAUGGGUUUUAG
Messenger RNA from Prunus armeniaca (apricot), 294 nucleotides. Lineage: Eukaryota; Viridiplantae; Streptophyta; Magnoliopsida; Rosales; Rosaceae. The record is from the annotation of a GenBank genome assembly.